Molecule: messenger RNA, 8515 nt
Organism: Nicotiana tabacum (common tobacco)
Lineage: Eukaryota; Viridiplantae; Streptophyta; Magnoliopsida; Solanales; Solanaceae
Source: RefSeq, a predicted model, not a curated record
CUUAGUAUCAAUUUACUUCCCUGAUUUGUACUACGAGCCUUCAUCUCCGCUCUUCAUCUGGUAGGAAUUUGCAUUUAGAGAAAAAAUAUGUUUAACUUCCCCUAUUUUGAAUUUACAUAGUUCCCGAACCGCUGAAUGCAUGGGUUUUUGCUGCUUCGUUGGAACUGAAGAAAGUACAACGGUGCUUGCUUUGAAUUUUAGGCUUUUACAUGAAUUAUUGUGAAAAUUGGUGUGGAUUUAAGGAUUUUUACGGAAAUUUUAUUGUGAAAAUUGGAAUGUAGAAAUUGUUUUUACUAUUCUUUGUGCCAGGAGGGGGGUUAGUUACCUUCUUAGGACUCUGUGUUGAAGAUUUUCUGGUAUUUGCAUCAAAACAGUGUGUUUGAAUCUCUAAUUUUUGGCAGAAUUUUUUCAACUUUAGUGGUAAUGCACUGCGUUGGGCAAACCUUUAAAUCUAAGUUUUGAAUAAUGAAGCUUUAGAAUGGACUCAUUUCCAAGACUGAACCGGAAAAUUGGAUUACUGUGAUGAACACUUUUGUUGGUUAUUGCACAUUGACACAUGUUAACAUAAUAGCAAAUCUGAUAGGGCCGGGGGAAGAGAUGGCUUUCGCUAAUCAUGCUGUAAAAGAAUUAUAUUUUCUUGUUGUUGGUGUUCCGCAUGUGCCUUAAUUAUCUUCCGAUCUUCUUAUUGAACUACCUUCUCCAAAUGGUUCACACUAUUAUAGAUUACGUUUACCUGUCUUCCCUUGGAUGGACUGCUUUGUCAGUAACGCAACAGGCAUUUAGUUAUAUAAAUGAGCUGCUUCGGAUGAAAGGGCAAAUUAACCAAAGAAUGAGACUUCUAAGAGGAAGAACAACUUGGAAGACCCUGCCAAAGUGUGAAAUAUUUAGCAUUAUGCUAGGAAGGGAUUAAACUAAUCCACUUGAACUUACUUAGGAAUCUCGAAAUGAAUUAAUUCUAGAAAGGGCAAUAAGGCCUAUCUUGCUUGACUACGAUGAUAUAAGAUGCCUGAGGAUAAGGUGAACAAAUUCAUUGGUAAAGAAGUCAUCUCAGUUUUGAAUAGUUAUUAUACACAGUAUAAUGUUCUACCUUUAGUUUCAAAUGAUAUCAUUUUGUUUAAUUUCAAUUCCAGAAAAAAUUUCAAAAGCAUCCUAUAUUUUUUGUAGCGUUGAAAAAUGUAAAACAAAUGCAACUGGGUUUAAAAUAUUUUAAGAGAAAGGUAUAGUAUUGAAAGAAGACGAAAGUAAGGAAAAAAAUAGAAUUGGUAUAGUACCAUGGGUCCUAGAGCUUCUACAAUAAAUAGCUCUCAUAUAAUUUGGUGGAUGUGGGUAAGGUUUUUACUUUUUCCAGUGAGUGGCAGAGGUGAGGAUUCAUUGAGCCAGUGGUCAUCUUCUUCUUAUCUUUGAACUUUGGCGGAUGCUCUGGUAAUUACUCAUCUUUGUCAUCUUGUAAAUCUUCUAUCAUGGCUUUCAUCUUCUGUGGGAUGCUAGGACGAAACAUUUUACUGCUGAAACCAUUAAAAGCAAUGAUUAAUAAUAAUCAUGGAUGUGGAAGAACUGGACUCAAGCGGAAGUUAUUCUCAUCCUAAGCGAAGCAAAAGAGUUAAUACUCAACACAGUAGAUUAAUUUUCUAUUGACAUUGUUAGAAGGAAGUGACGAAUCUUUUCUUUGCUGCCUUUGGUUUGAUUUUCGUCGUCCGUUUAUCUUUGAUUUUGGCCUUUUCCUGGACUCCUUUAUGUUUCAUUUGCCCUGUACAUGCCCGACAAAAAUUUUCAAAGAAUCGAGCUUCUGUCCAGAAGGUGUUCGAACUUUUCUUGCUUUAGAUCAUUGUGAAUAAGAAACACGUUAGGUCAUAACAACUUUAAACCCUCUCCUUAGGCAUGGAAUUUCUGAUUUGUCCGUAAUUGUACAUACCCUAAUUCAUUUGUCUGAAAAUAAGUUGCUUUUGCUUAAUUAUCCCAUAUUGUGAUUUCUUUUGUGAAUGACAUCUUUUAUGAUAUGGUGAUAGAAUGGAAGUAAAUUGCGGGGAAGAAAUGAAAUGAUGCAACUUAAUUACCUUAAAAGGUAUAUUUUGUUCCUAAGAGAGAUGUUUUGCACAUACAAACAUAAGUAAUUAUUUUUAGAAAAACUUCAAUUAUGAAACUUGGAUACUUAGUGGGGAAUAUAGUAGAGAAAGGCCUUUUGAUGUUGUUGCCGCCACUUUUAGAGAAUGCUCCAUCGUUUACCGUCGUUGAGUAAUUAUUUUGAUUGCUCAAAGUAUAACCAUAUUCUCUGUUGUUUUAUGAUAAUGAGAACUGCCCUAUGAUGUCAAACCAAUUAGCCUUGGCCCUUGGGCCUUUGCUAAAAGACGAAGAUUUUUACUUCCUGAAGUUACAAACAGAGAGCAGAUGCUUAAUGAACGUAAUUUAUCUUCAUAAAAGCCGCAAAGACACCUGCUGCUGAUGGUGAAGGAUCGUUGUGGACACCCGUUAGCUCGGAAUAAUCAUUGCAAAUACUUGCAUGCUCCAUUAAAUCUUACUUCCCUGAUAUCAUUAGUGUGCAUAUAGAGGAUUUACUUAAUCAAUUGGGGGAAAUGGUUUGUCCAUCUCUUGAAAUUGAACGCAACAAUGUCUUUGCAUAUAUCUGACAUUUCCUUCUUGAUGGAAUUAUAUCUCACCUUGAUGUAUAAACCAAGCUCUUUUGUAACCGAGUCAUUCAUUUUAACUUUCUGCCUUACGAGCUUUAACAGAACAUCCUAGAGAGAAUCUUUAACUACACUGGAGAUAACUUGUAACUACUAAAACAUGUUCCAUUUCUAUAUUUAGGAUUAAAAAAAGUUUGACCCACAGAGCAGACUGAGAAUGCAGAUAUUUUCAGAUUUUGACAGUGUUCUAAUUGCCUGUCAUGUUCAGUUGACUCUGUGCAAAUAUGAGUCUUCAAUUCUUCAAUCAGUGCCUUUUCCAUUUGUCUACUAGGGUGUGGUGCUCUGAAAUUUGCCGUAUAACUGAUUUCUAAAAUACAAAAUUGCACUUAGCUGCCAAGUAUUAUAGUUUUACUUUUAGGUGGUUAGUUGCAGAUUAUGUUUUUAAUCUGAAUCCUCUGGCUCUUGAGGAAUCUCAAGCCUUUUAUUUUUCAGACUCUUCCCUAAAUCAAGGAUACCUUUAGUCUUUGUCAUGCUGUUUUAGAGUUAAUCACUAUCUUUUGUAUGCUAUACCUGGUAGCUAACACUUACUGUGUCUUUCCUUUCGGAAUAUUGAAACUUGGCCAAAUAGAAAAAUAUUUUCCCUUAGCUGCAACUUCUAUAUUUUACUGAUCUGACAUUUACUUCUACUUCGAUUUGCAGCAAAGGACACUGUAAAAGCGUUUUGGUCCUGCCUUGCAUCCUUCUAGACUUUGUCACUAUAUUUAUAAAUGCAGUCUCUUAUUUAUGGAAAGAAUAAAUAUGUAAUAUAAUGUAUAACAAAACAAUGUAGUAUAAGUUUUCAUCAUAUUGGGCCCGGGCGAAGCCCGGGCAAUCCCUACUAGUUACUACUAUCUAAUAAGAGGGAAAGCAAGGAGCUCUCCGUCAACAUGCCUGCCUGGCAGAGGGGCAUUUUUGACAUUUCAACUGCUGCUGCCACGUUCCUAAUUUGCCACGUAGAAAGCACCGCUUCAAAUUUUGUUACAUCUCAAUUUUAUCUCCGCCGCUUUGCUUUCCUCUGCUUCUGUUUCUUCUUCUCCAGGAUUAGUGGUUUCACUUUCUUCACUAUUUUUUCUUCUUCUGCAAAAAGAUCAGAUCUUUGGGGUUUUCGUUUGAUAUUCAAUCUUAAAGUGAUUAAUCUGCUCCGCUCUCCCUGUGUACAUCCUCUUCGCUUCCACAACUGAGUUGGAUCAACAUCUGGAACAUGUAAGGGUCAACAAGAUGUCUCCCCUGAAGUUAUUUCAAACACAGGCAGCAGCCAUGAAACUCCUAAUUUAUCAACUGUUUUUGAUAAAGGAAAAGACGUCGGGCACUCAUUCUGUGGGUUUGAAAGAGGUAAGGCUGCAACCUCUGCCUUUAACUUUGUUACUUCAUCAUGCCAUAGGCGUACAUCUAAAUUAAAGAAAUUGAUACACCAGGAUCAACAUUUGGUAAACCUAAGGGACAACAAAAUGCCUCCACUGAAGUUGUUACCAACAAAGUUUAGUCUUAAUCGUUCAACUAUCAUUACUCAUUAUUUGAAUUUUUAGCCAGUCUUUAAUUUUAACAUUAGUUACAACAUACAGGUUAUAGAUUGGACAAAAUAGGCUAUACGAAAAUUAAUGAAAACAACUUAGAUUAUGUACACUUAAAAGCCGUACCAAACUGUAAAUUUUGCAAUGCAAAAAGGUUUCAGUAUGAACCACCUGGAUUUUGUUGCGGUAGUGGGUCACUAAAGUUAAUUUCAUAUCAGCUCCCCCAAGAAUUAUCAGAUCUUUAUUCAGGAAAUGCCGAAGAAUCUAGGCAUUUUCGAACCUACAUUAGAACAUAUAAUAAUAUGUUUGCGUUUACCUCACUUGGUGUAACCAAUGAUAAGGACUUAGCAAGGAGAUAUCAUGGUAUAUAUACAUUUCGAGUUCAAGGGCAAAUGUAUCAUUUCAUACCUGAUUUGCUUCCUUCUGAUAAAAAAGCAAAGAAUUUGCAGUUAUACUUCUAUGAUAAUGAAAAUGAACUUGCUAACAGAAUGGCCUAUUCAGUGAAUAUUAACGAAUCAAUUGUCAGAAGACUUAUGAAUGUUCUCUCAGUUAAUCCAUAUUCAAUCUUUCUGAAAUAUUUUGCAAAUGUUCCGAAACUAUCUGAUUCUUAUAUUGCGCUUAAAUGUGAUUCAUGUUUAGAUCAACGUACAUAUAACUUACCAACUGCAACAGAGAUAGCUGGAAUAUGGGUUCAAGAUAAUCCUGCCGAUAUUGUCUCUACACCACAUAUUCGAAUCUAUACCCAUAGUAAUAAGACACAAUCUGUAAAUUAUUAUUACGGAUGUUAUGAUCCCUUGCAAUACCCAUUAUUAUUUCCUUAUGGCCAAAACGGAUGGCAUUGUGGUAUUAAAAAAAUUACACGAAGAAAUCAACGUUAUUGUGAACAUGAAGAAUUACCAAGUGUAAAGAACAUGUGUUCCAUUGAUGGAUUUCUUGACAUGGAAGAUCAAGUCAUGAAAAAAGGAAAACGAAAAAGAGAGACAGUUUCUUGCCGUGAGUAUUAUUGUUACAAAUUCCAAAUAAGAGAGAAUGAGAAGAAUGAAGUGUUACAUUGUGGAAGAUUAUUUCAACAAUUCAUAGUAGAUGUGUUCAUAAAGCUAGAAACACAAAGAUUAGAUUUUUAUUUUUUUAAUCAAGAUUUGUUUCGAAUAGAUAUACUACAAGGAAUAAUUGAUUUUCUAAGACUUGGUGAAACAGAAGCUUCCAAAAUUGGAAAAAAAAUAUUUCUCCCUGUUACUUUCACAGGAGGACCAAGAGAUAUGCAUCGGCGUUAUAUGGAUGCUAUCGCAUUAGUGCAACGUUUUGGAAAACCUGAUCUGUUUAUAACUAUGACAUGUAAUCCAUCUUGGCCAGAAAUAAAACAACAUUUGUUAUCAACUGACGAAACUCAAAAUAGACCUGAUUUAAUAUCACGAGUAUUCAAAGCAAAAGUAGAAGAAUUGAAAAAAGAUAUUUUGAAAAGAAAAAUCUUUGGAAAAGUUGCUGCUUUUAUGUAUACUAUUGAAUUUCAAAAGCGUGGUCUUCCACAUGCGCAUUUUCUGAUCAUACUUGAAGAUGAAUAUAAAUUAUUAACACCUGAAUCUUACGAUAAGUUUGUCUGUGCUGAACUACCUGAUCCUAAUACUGAAAAACAUCUUCAUUCACAUGUGCUUCAACAUAUGAUGCAUGGACCAUGUGGUGAUUUAAAUCCUACAAAUUCAUGUAUGGGAAAAAAAGGCCUCUGUAAAUUCAACUAUCCGAAAGAUUUUGCUGAGCAGACAUCUAAAGGAAAAAAUUCAUAUCCAAUUUAUAAGAGACGAAAUACAGGAAAACUUGUACACAUAAGGGAACAAUAUUUGGACAAUUCAUGGGUUGUCCCAUACAGCCCUUACCUGCUUUGUAAGUUUGAUUGUCAUAUAAAUGUUGAGGUUUGUUCGGAUAUUAAAGUUAUGAAAUAUAUUUACAAAUAUAUUUGCAAAGGACAUGAUAAAAUAGCUUUUUCUGUACAUGGCAACGAAGAAAUAGAUGAAAUAAAAGAAUAUCGAUCUGCUAGAUGGAUAACACCUCCAGAAGCGGCAUGGCGCUUAUUUGGUUUUCUUAUUAGUGAAAUGACUCCAAGUGUCUAUCAUCUUCAGUUACAUUUAGAAGGGCAACAAUUUGUUUCUUUUAGAAGUACCGAAAGUGUGAAUAGAAUCUUGAACAAUCCAAUGAUUAGAAAAACAAUGUUGACUGAGUUUUUUGCAAUGAAUAGCACUAAUGAACAUGCUAAAGAUAUGCAAUUAUUAUAUAAGGAAUUUCCAGAAUAUUUUGUAUGGUCUCCCGGAUAUAAAAUGUGGACACGUCGGCAAAAAUGUAAUGUAAUUGGACGUGUUGUGACUUGUCAUCCAACAGAAGGGGAAAGAUAUUAUCUACGGUUACUAUUGAUGAAUGUGAGAGGACCAAAAUCAUAUGAAGAUCUUCGCACGGUUAAUGGGGUACCCUGUAGUACAUUUAGAGAAGCUGCAGAAAAAAGAGGAUUACUAUACUGUAAUAAUAGUAUAAUUGAAUGUAUGUUAGAGGUUGUAAGCUACCAGAUGUCGUAUAGUUUGAGACGUUUAUUUGCUACGUUAUUAGUAUAUUGCAACCCCGUUAAUCCAAAAGAAUUAUGGGAAAUGUUCGAGGAUUCAAUGUCCGAAGACUUUAGGCUUUUCCCGAAUAUUACAUCACAAAGUGUUCGGCAUAACGUGUUAAGCCAUAUCAACGAUAUCUUACAUUCUAUGGGCCAUGACAUAAAUGAGUAUAAGUUUGUGCUAGAAAAUAUUAGAGCUUCUGUCACUGCAAAAGAUGCAAAAGAUGUUCAUUUCGAAAGAAACAUAAUUGUUAGUGAAGAAGACUUGCUCUUACCAAGGAGAUUGAAUGCUGAACAAUUGCGGUCAUAUAACAUAAUAAUUGAUAGAAUAUCUUCUAAGCAAUCAGGAGCUUUUUUCAUUGAUGGUCCCGGCGGAACAGGUAAAACUUUCUUAUAUCGUGCAUUAUUAGCAACUAUCAGGUCUAAGGGAUUUAUAGCCUUAGCAACUGCAACUUCUGGUGUAGCAGCUUCUGUCCUUCCAGAAGGACGAACUGUACACUCGCGUUUUAAAAUGCCAAUAGACAUAGAUGAUAACUUUUGCUGCAAUUUUAGUAAACAAAGUUCUCUCGCAACCUUGAUUCGAGAUGCAAAAUUAAUUGUAUGGGAUGAGGCGUCAAUGGCCAAAAAAAACAUGAUUGAAGCUCUUGAUGCACUUCUUAGAGAUAUUAUGGAUGUGAAUAGAUUAUUCAGAGGUAAAGUUGUUGUAUUUGGAGGUGACUUUAGACAGACUCUUCCGGUCGUUCGAAACGGUAUAAAAGAAGAUUUUAUUCAAGAAAGCUUAUUAUAUUCUAACAUUUGGAAUGAAUUUGAAAAAUUGCAUCUGUCUGAAAAUAUGCGUGCAAGAACAGAUCCAUCUUUUUGUGAAUAUUUACUUAGGAUUGGAAAUGGAAAAGAAGCAACUAAUUGCGAAAACAAAAUUGAGAUUCCUAAUUCUUUUGUUAUUCCUUUUACCACGGAAGAAGAAUCUUUAGAUGCAUUAUUUAAUAUAACGUAUCCGGAUUUACAUGCAUUUUCCCCUGAUUCAUCCCUGUUUACUUCUCGUGUUAUUUUAACGGCGAGGAAUGAUUUUGUGAAUGAAAUAAACAAUAUGUUAAUCACUAAAUUCCCGGAAAGGGCUACAACAUUUGUUGCAAUUGAUGAAACUAUUGAACUGAAUGAUCAAAGUCAAUUUGAAGAUUUCCUACAUAGUUUAGAUCCUCCUGAUCUACCUCCUUAUAAGUGAACUUUAAAGGAAAAUUGUCCAGUUAUAUUGUUACGAAAUUUGAAUCCUUGUGAAGGUUUAUGCAAUGGUACUCGAUUAAAAUGUUGUGACUUUAGAACACAUAUCAUAAGUGCUAAAAUUGAAAGCGGUGACUUCAAAAAUACACAUGUGUUUAUUCCAAGAAUACCAUUGUUAGCAUCACAAGAUGAGAAAAUAUCUGUUCAGUUUAAGAGAACACAAUUUCCUUUAAGAUUAUGUUUUGCUAUGACAAUAAAUAAAGCUCAAGGUCAAACAUUAGAUUUUGUUGGAAUCUAUUUACGUGAACCUGUUUUUUCACAUGGCCAACUUUAUGUUGCUCUAUCAAGAGCCAAAAGUUCAAAUUGUGUCAAAAUACUGAUUCGUCCACCUACAACAGACGAUAAUGAUGAUCAUUCAACACAUAAUGUAGUGUAUGAUGAAGUUAUUCAAAAGGCCUUCUCGUCGGUGACCUAGUGAUGCCUUUGAUUUUGUUAACUUCGUGGAACUUUUCUCUUAGAUUCUUUGCUGCUACUAGAAG